UCCGACUCCGGCGUUGCCUAGCCCGGCUUCGUUCCGCGACGCUCCCCCAAGCUCCCCCCCUCCCCCACGACCCCCACCCCACCCACGAACUCACGAGGAGGGAAAUGCUCCCCUAAAAAUCCCCCAAUUGGAGCGAAGCACCGCCUUGAUCCCUUCCUCCCAGCCAAGCCUGCGGCCGGAUCUGAGCUCCGCCGCGCCGCGCGCCCUCGUAGCGAUGGAUCCGCGCGCGAGGUACCCUCCCGGCAUCGGCAACGGCCGGGGCGGGAACCCUAACUACUACGGCCGUGGCCCACCGCCAUCGCAGCAUCAGCAGCACCAGCACCAGCACCAGCAGCCGCCGCACCCGCACCACCACCAGUACGUGCAGCGGCAGCCGCAGCCGCAGCAAACGCCGCACAACAGCCAGCAUCAGCAGUGGCUUCGGCGGAACCAGAUCGCCGCCGAGGCCGCGGGCGCCAGCGAGCAGAAGGCGCCGCCUGUCGCGGACGGCAUAGAUUCGAGUUCACAAGACUGGAAGGCCCAACUGAAGCUCCCACCGCAAGAUACACGCUACAGGACAGAGGAUGUUACUGCUACCAAGGGAAAUGAAUUUGAAGACUAUUUUCUGAAGCGAGAACUCCUUAUGGGGAUAUAUGAGAAAGGAUUUGAAAGACCUUCUCCUAUACAAGAAGAAAGUAUUCCUAUUGCAUUAACUGGCAGUGAUAUUCUUGCAAGAGCAAAAAAUGGAACUGGCAAGACUGCUGCAUUUUGUAUACCCGCGCUGGAAAAGAUUGAUCAAGACAAAAAUGCUAUUCAAGUUGUUAUAUUGGUUCCCACAAGGGAAUUGGCUCUACAAACAUCACAAGUUUGCAAGGAGCUUGGGAAACAUUUGAAGAUUCAAGUGAUGGUCACUACUGGAGGAACCAGCCUAAAGGAUGAUAUUGUCCGUCUUUAUCAACCUGUUCAUUUACUUGUUGGAACUCCUGGUCGCAUUUUAGACCUUACAAAGAAAGGUGUCUGCGUCCUGAAGAACUGUUCAAUGCUUGUUAUGGAUGAGGCAGACAAGCUUCUUUCUCCUGAGUUCCAACCGUCUAUUCAGGAAUUGAUUCGGUAUCUUCCAUCGAAUCGGCAAAUUUUGAUGUUCUCUGCAACAUUCCCUGUGACUGUCAAGGAGUUCAAGGACAAAUAUCUCCCUAAACCCUAUGUCAUUAACCUUAUGGAUGAACUUACAUUGAAGGGAAUUACACAGUUUUAUGCUUUUGUUGAAGAGAGGCAGAAAGUCCACUGUCUUAAUACUCUUUUUUCCAAGCUGCAAAUUAAUCAAUCGAUAAUAUUCUGUAACUCGGUAAAUCGUGUUGAACUAUUGGCAAAGAAGAUCACAGAGCUUGGUUAUUCUUGCUUCUAUAUCCAUGCUAAAAUGUUGCAAGACCAUCGGAACAGGGUUUUCCAUGAUUUUCGCAAUGGUGCAUGCAGGAACUUGGUUUGUACAGAUCUUUUUACAAGGGGAAUAGAUAUCCAAGCUGUUAAUGUUGUUAUCAAUUUUGAUUUCCCCAAGAGCGCAGAAACAUAUCUCCAUAGGGUUGGUAGAUCUGGCAGAUUCGGCCACCUUGGUUUGGCUGUGAAUUUGAUCACCUAUGAGGACCGUUUUAACUUGUAUCGCAUUGAACAAGAGCUUGGAACCGAGAUAAAACCAAUACCACCUCAGAUAGACCGAGCAAUAUAUUGCCAAUAGUUAUCUGACAGAACGAUCUUGUAUGCCAAUCUCUGGAAGUAAUAAGAUAACCUGUGUAAAUAUCAGCUCAUCAGGUGUCAUUUCAUGAUCUCACAUGGUGUAUCUUAAUCAAAGUUGUGUAGGGGCACUCAGUAGCAAGUGACUUUGUAACAAGCUCAUCUAAAUGCUGUGGCUUAGCCGUGAAGCUCUUGAUCAGACAAUAUUGAAUGUUGCUGAUAAGGUCUGACCCCAGGUUGUUUGCCCUAAUCUCUUAUGACCUGUUGUCAUCCGACAUUGUAUCAGCUAGCUUGUUUUACAGGACUUUUUAACCCUGGUACCUUCUUCUGUCUGUGUUGUGGCCUCGCUGCACACGGAUGGUUUAUUCCACCUGAGCGAUGCUGUCACCGUGUGUCGGUAGUGAAUCAGCAUCAUGGUCUCAAUGUUUCAUGGAUACUUUCAGCAUUUCACUUUCCAGUAUUUUGUACUAUUUUCAUGCGUUUUGAUUGAAUGAUCAUUUUGUAAUGUAUUGUUUGACUGGGUUGGUGUACUAGGAGUAUUUGUGGAUCGGAGAUGUUAUGUUCUCUUCUCACUGUUGGCUUUUA
Molecule: messenger RNA, 2292 nt
Organism: Oryza sativa Japonica Group (Japanese rice)
Lineage: Eukaryota; Viridiplantae; Streptophyta; Magnoliopsida; Poales; Poaceae
Source: RefSeq, a predicted model, not a curated record